GUCAUCGACUCGAGGGCCCUCGACUGGACGGCAAACGUGUUGGACACAACGACGGUCAUGUCCGACUCGACGACCAUCGUGUUCGACACGUCGACCACCGUACUCGUCACGACGGCGAUUAUGGCAAUGACGAUCGUGUUCGACACAACGGCGUCAGGACUCGACAACCAUCGUGUUCGACACGACGACGGCGUCAGGACUCGACCGACCGUCGUGUUCGACACGACGACCACCGUACUCGUCAGGACGGCGAUCGUGUUGGACACGAUGACGAUCGUGUCGAUGACGACCGUGGUGGACACGAUGACCACCGUGCUCGUCACAACGGCCAUCGUGUUUGACCCGACGACCAUCGCGGCGGACUUGACGACCAUCGUGUCGGACACGACGAUGAUCGUCGACGAUCGUGUCGGACACGACGACGACCGUGCUCGAUAUGAUGGUGGUCGUGUUCGACACGACGAUGGCCGUGUUCGACACGACGAUGGCCGUGUUCGACACGACGUCGGUCGUGUUAGACACGACGACGGCCGUGCACGACACGACGACGAUCGUGUUCAACGAGCCGGACACGACGACGAGCGUGUUCGACACGACAACGGCCGUGUUCGAUAUGAUGGCGAUCGUGUUCGACCUGACAACGAUCGUGUUCGACACCGCGACGAUCGUGUUCGACACAACGAGGAUCGUGUUCGACACGACGACCAUCGUGCUCGACACGACGACGACCGUGUCGGACACGACGACGAUCGUGUUUGACACGACGACCAGCGUGUCGGACACGA
Molecule: messenger RNA, 785 nt
Organism: Chara braunii
Lineage: Eukaryota; Viridiplantae; Streptophyta; Charophyceae; Charales; Characeae
Source: the annotation of a GenBank genome assembly